UCCAAACGCUCCCCCGUGUUGCCGCAAAUAGGCAACCACGUGACAUGCCUGUUUUCAACCCACUUCCACGCGUGCACUUAAAAAGACGAACGAUGUGCGUCGGCGGCGAUACAUACACCCGCUCAAGUGAACCGAAUUGAAAGCCACGUUUCGAUGCAUCGUAGGUGAGGAGGUUGGAGGAGGAAGGAGGGAGGAGGGAGGGGAGGGGAGGAGAGGGGAAAAGCAUGGCGGCAGCCGCGAGCAGUAGCAGCCCCUCCGCGGCGGCCACGGCCACGCUUCUGCACGGCCACCGCAUCAACAACUCGCAGACGCGGAAACGCAUCGACUCGAGGCGGAGGCAAGCGGCGCUCUCCUUCCUCACCAACAUCUCCCUGGAUGGACGACCCGUGCAGGACGAACGCCGGGAGGUGGACGAGGACGGGGAGCCGGAAGCCCAGAGUCGCCUGGUGGAGUCAGCCGCCACCGCCGCCGCUUCCUCCUCCUCCUCGGCUGCCGCUGCCGCGACCGCCCUGGCCAACCAGGCUCUCCUGGCGAGCAGCCGGACCAGUUCGUUCGCCUCGGCUCCGGAGCCCGGCGAGGCCGACGCGUUUGCGCCGGCGCUCGCCGCUCCUUCGGCCGCGUUCGGCUCGCCUCUCUCGGCUCUCCCUCCCUCGGCCCGCGGCAGGCUGCAGACGUACACCCCAGGGGUCACGGCCGCGGUCUUCUCCAGGCAAGGAUCCCAGAACUACUGCCUGGAGGGCGGACAGGUAGCCAACUCUGCCAUGGAGAUGCAGCGGUCCAGACGCCGUCUCAUCUCUCAGCGCUCCUCGCUAGAAACGUUAGAGGACAUUGAGGAGAAUGCGCCUCUGCGCAGGUGCCGAACCCUGUCAGGUUCCCCUCGACCAAAGAGCUUCAAGAAGAUCCACUUCAUUAAGAACAUGCGGCAACACGACAUGCGCAACGGAAGGAUAGUCCUAAUCAGUGGCAGAAGAUCCUUCUAUAGUGUAUUUUCAGUGCUGCCCUAUCGAGAUUGUAGCCAAGCGGGGGACGUGAAGAUGGAGGCGGCGGGGCGCCAGCGACACCCGUCGGGAGGAGUCAGCGCCAAAGAGAUGGUCAUCGGCCUCGAGGGCGUCGAGCUCGGGGCUGAUGGGAAGACGGUGUCGUACACCCAGUUCUUGUACCCCACCAACGUGCUGGGCGGGCGGAGGAACACCAUCGACUCCACGUCGUCCUUUUCGCAGUCUCGCAACGCCAGCCACCGCAGCCUCAGCCUCGCCCGCGCCAACAGCAACCAGAGCAGCCUGGACACCGGUAACGACCUUAGUGAAUUUCGCGAGUACGACCCCAAUCUUCUGGACGACCCCCAGUGGCCUUGCGGCAAACACAAGCGAGUGCUCAUCUUCCCGUCCUACAUGCACAAUAAUAAACAGCAUCGUUCCAUGAAUGGUUGGCAGACGACGGUCAUCGAGUACGUGAAACCCUCCGACCUGAAGAAGGACAUGAACGAAACCUUCAAGGAGAAGUUCCCUUACAUCCGCCUCACGCUCAGCAAGAUCAGAAGCCUGAAGCGGGAGAUCAAGAAGCUGGCCCAGGACGAGUGCGGCUACGAGGAACCCACCGUGGCCAUGGCCUUCGUCUAUUUCGAAAAGCUGGUGCUGCAGGGCAAGCUCAACAAGCAGAACCGAAAACUCUGCACGGGGGCCUGCGUCCUGCUGGCGGCCAAGAUAGGCGGUGACCUCAAGAAGCACGAAGUCAAGCUCCUCAUUGACAAACUGGAGGAGCGGUUCCGCGUGAACCGGCGUGAGCUGAUCGCCUUCGAGUUCCCCGUGCUGGUGGCGUUGGAGUUCAACCUGCACCUCCCCGAGCACGAGGUCAUGCCGCACUACAGACGACUGCUGCAGACCUCCUAGCGUCGGGGGCUCGGGGGGGGGUGACGCCUCCUGAUUGACACGCCAUCAACUUCUAUUCACGGUACCGCUUGGUACCGCUCUGCUGCAGAACUUGGUUCUCAUCUCGUUUCCCGCGCCAUCAUUUCAUAAAUUUUAGAGUUGAUUUUUAAACUUGUUUUUUGUUGUUGUGAAAUGAAGAUUUUGCUCUUAAGUUUUUUUUGUUUUUUUUAAAUCAUCAUGAUUGCUCGUGGCUCAUCGAUGGUCUUAAAAAGUGCACUUUUUUCAGAAUAUUACAAGAUUUUUACGCAGCUCUGGACCUGGUUUGCUCCAGCAAUGUGACCUUUUCUUGUAUAUGUGUGAGGGAAAAACAUUGGACUCUUUUUUUUUUAAUUUUUUUUUUCUCCCCUCUUUCAUUUCAUUAUGCUAUAACAAUCACUCUGACCAGUGUCUAAUCUUCUUGUGCUCUACGUUAGAGUGUAUUGCUAGCACCUAAAGGUGCCGUAUGGACGGGUGUCAGGAUGGUCGUUAUGGUGGAUAUGAUCCAAUUUCACAGGCAAUGGGUCCUUAACACUUUACGUGCGUCCUGUUGUGAUUGACAUGUGCGCCCACUUUUGCUUUUGAUUGUUGAAACUGGUGUCGGGGGCAAAUAUUUUUCAACCAUUUUUCAUGGCAGAUCCAUCAAGCAACAAAUGUCAUCUUUUUCAUUUCUGUCAUCUGUAAAGGAUAAAUGCUCCUGACUGGGGCUCAUUUGGUUGGGCAUUUGUCAAAAAAAGAAAAGAAAAAGGUAGUCCUGGAAUUCACCCAAAAUGGCUGCUUUGAAACAAAAUGUCCGACUUUCUUUUUAUUUUCGGGCAUGGGUCCUUGAGACUUUUUCGAGGGUCCUGUUACAAUAGACAUGUCCACUGAAUUCCAUGUUGAUUGGUGAAACUGGUGCCAGGGGUUGUUUUUUUAUGAUUAUUUGUAACUUUCCAGGGGGCGCGACUGAAUGAGUUUUGGAGAGGCGUGUUCGGAACUGCGAACUAAAAUGUAUACAUUUUCACCAGGAUGCUUAGCAUUGUCUGGUGCCCACGGCCCUAAUAAAUAUUUACUUUAUUUGGCAUGUUUCUAAAUUGUUGCCUUAUUGUAUUAUCCCCUUCAGCAAGUAUUUUAAAAAAAAAAAAAAAAAAAAAAAGCACCAUUGAAAGAGCUCAAAUGUAUUUGCGCAUGAAUCUUGAUUGAAUUGUUUUGGAUAUUUGAAAAAUAAAUCUCACACCAAAUUUGGAAGUGGGGGAAAAUAAGUUGAAUUGUUGGAGUUACGAAAAGACGAAAGGGCAACAAUUAUUACUGCUUGGUUAUGAUUUGUAAAUAAAUCAAUCUUG
This is a messenger RNA of Phycodurus eques (leafy seadragon), 3226 nucleotides long. RefSeq names its product Cdk5 and Abl enzyme substrate 1 (gene cables1). Gene Ontology annotation, cellular component: cytosol. Bases 225 to 1889 code for a protein of 554 amino acids. Lineage: Eukaryota; Metazoa; Chordata; Actinopteri; Syngnathiformes; Syngnathidae. The record is from RefSeq and is a predicted model, not a curated record. The transcript has 10 exons. Gene Ontology annotation, biological process: regulation of cell cycle; nervous system development.